AUGCCUCUCGCCGCAAAUGACCCAAGAGUUCUGGAGGAACUUGCCAAGCUGGAGGCGAAACCCCCCGUUGUAACUAUAGAUAUUCACGAAUGGAAUCGCAGGACGAAAGAACAAAAAGAACAAGAAGAAGCAAAAAGGAUCAGAAUGAUCAAAAGGGAGAAUGGAGAGAUUCCUUGGUGGGUGGAAGACGAGGAAGACUCCGUCAAACCCGCUCUCACAUUUGAAGAGCAACAGAAAUGUAUUGAGGAGAUGAAGGGUGCACUUGAGAUCUGCUGGACUCAAAUCAGUGGUCUCCGAAAUGAUCAGCAGUACAUGCAUGGAAGUUACGAUUGUUGGCCGGAACUCGGUUUGGCCCGAUGGGAAGUUGAACUCAACGCUCUCACAUGGAGUUGUUCGAACUGGGCAGAAAACUUUUGUAUUACAACAAGAAGAAGCAAGUGUAAAAUCCUAUCCAAAGAGCAAAAAAAGGAUGUCGUUGAGAGCUUAAAGGGAUGGGUUGUUCACGACGACUUCGACACAACGGUUUCACGGCUUCCGCCUAACAUACGAUACAACAUCCUGCCGACUUUUGCUUCAAUGAUCAUUCUCAAAGAUUGCCUGAGACUAUUCUGGUCAAAUCCUUUCUGGUAUUUGGAUGUCGAUGGUGAAUUCUCAAACAGCGAAGGUAAUGAGGCCUCUUUCGGCGCUCAUGUACAUACCCUGUACAAAAAGUUUGUGAAAGCGGAGCCACAGCUCGCUCACCACUGGCGCGCGCAGACAACACGCCUUGCUAAUGUCAGAUACAACGCCCAUUUUACGAGACGCGAUCCUACGUUUGGGCUCGCAAACAAAGACCUUCUAAAGGCCAAGGCCUAUCAAUUUGCCACCGCUAGACUAGAAGACAAGGCCUUUCGAUGCUUACUCAAAGACGAAAACGAAGACAAAUUGAAGAGAAGCCUCGGCGAUCUAUACCAUAGGAUGGCUGAAUUUGCAAAGGACUUGGCCACAUCGCAACCGUUACUGGAAUGGCGACUUUUAGAUCAAAUUCCAACCGAGUUUGAUCGUAAGUCGAAGGUAAUUCAAGCAGCGCAUCUCCACGGGCUUGGAGAGCGUGAAUCUAGACUCAACCGGCAUCAAGUGCUCGCAAUCCAUCAACCAUAUUUCUUUCGAACCGGAGGAUGGAACAGAAAGGGAGGAACUGGGGAGGUGAUGGUCGCCAAAGCUCACGUUUUUGUGGAAGACCUUGCAGGGCGGUGGGCUGGAGAUGCUCAUUCCUCGGACGAGGAUGCGUUCCCAAAAUAUUCCUCGGACGAGGAUGCGCCCCCAAAAAGAAGGAAGAAGAGGCAGCCCAAGAAAGCGAAUAUCGAGAAAAUGGGAGAAGCUCGUACACAGAAACCUGCACCGAAAGGCAAAGCAAAGAAGGGAGCUAAGAAGAAGACUUGA
Penicillium samsonianum is the source of this 1422-nucleotide messenger RNA. RefSeq names its product Carboxylesterase type B. The record is from RefSeq and is a predicted model, not a curated record. The transcript is spliced from 3 exons. The coding region runs from base 1 to 1422 and encodes 473 amino acids. NCBI's taxonomy places the organism in Eukaryota, Fungi, Ascomycota, Eurotiomycetes, Eurotiales, Aspergillaceae.